This is a messenger RNA of Actinia tenebrosa (Australian red waratah sea anemone), 762 nucleotides long. RefSeq names its product interferon-induced protein 44. The record is from RefSeq and is a predicted model, not a curated record. NCBI's taxonomy places the organism in Eukaryota, Metazoa, Cnidaria, Anthozoa, Actiniaria, Actiniidae.
UUCACUCAUGGAGUAAAAUUUGACUCAUCCAGUUGCGGAUAUAUCGAAAAUCCCAGCAUUGCUGACAUGGCUCACUGCGUUGCAUUCGUAAUAAAUUCAAUUACCAUAAUUUUGGUGGAACCUGAAGUGUGGGCAAAUCUACGUUGCCUAUUGAGAGCCUUAAACGGUCGAAGAGUGCCAAUGUUUAUUAUUCUCACACACGUGGAUGAAAAGUGCGAGGAAGUUGCAAAAGAAGUGAGAAAUGUGUACAGAAGUAUCACUAUACGGGAUACAAUGAAAUUGGUCAGCAGCAAGCUCAAUGGCAUUCCGGGGGCCCAGAUCUUUCCGGUCAUUAACUACAAAGACCAAACUGAGCUGGAGGAUGAAAUAGAUGUCCUGUUAUUGUAUGCAUUGCGUCAAAUGUUGUAUGCUGCUCAGGCUAAUCUGGAUAACAGAUAAAAAAAGCAAGCAUUUGAAGAAUCGAUAGGAUGAACUUUUUUAUUUUGUUUACUUCUUUUUGUUUGCUUUGCUUUUCUUUUAUUUGUUUGUUUGUCUGCACGCUUGAUGAAUAACUCUCACAACUCCACUCACGAGCCUUCCAAACACUCGAAAACAAAAAAAACUGUCAGCUGUAAUCUUCUAAAACUUUGUGUAUUCGAAACUGUUUAAUGUGUUAGACAACACCAUUAUAGUAAAGUAAGGCAUCAUUGUUAUCGGUGAGAGAUAUAUAGAUAAGAAAUACUGUGACCCCCAUGGUCCAUAGCAUAAAUUAUGGUAAAGUAA